UCUCUUACAUAUCCGGUAGUUACUAUCUCUUCUCAAUUGAUGCAGUUACAUAUCUGAGACGCGAACACCAUAUCUGUGGCGUUCUGAUUGGAACCCUCCCGCAAAUCCCGCAACAAAAUGUCUUCCUGGCCAUGCCCCUGCAGUUGAUGCCAGAAGAGGCACGGCUGCUGGUGGACAAGGGUGUAGCUUGCAUUGUAGACGAGGUAAAGGCACACAAGGACGGCAUGACUUCCAUCAUGGAGGAGGAUCGGAAACGGUAUCUCCAGGAUUUAGAAGCUGAAGGGCUGCAGGCCAUGCGACUGCAGAACCGCCGCAAAGAGCAACUGCGGGAAGAAGCUUUAAAAAAUCUAGAUGCGAAGAAGGCGGCCAAGACGUCUAAGAAAUCUGCGCAGAAGCAAGUUGUUGCGGAUAAUGCUGCCGGUGAUGAUCCCGCACUGGAGCUGUUCGCGGGUGGUGAACAGGCCCAAGAUGCCGGUCCGCAACGCCCGACUCCGUCUGAAACAGCGAUGGCUGUCACUCCUUCGACGUCGUACCCGCCGAUGCCAUCUAGACCUGCAUCUGAUCAGAUCCUGCCGUCACCUGAAGUCCCGUCCUCUUAUCCUCUGUUCGCGCAUCUGCACUCCAAGGGCUAUUUCCUUUCGCCUGGACUCCGGUUCGGAUGUCAGUAUCUCGCAUAUCCGGGUGAUCCGCUACGGUUCCACUCUCACUUCCUGGUUGUGUCUGCUGAAUGGGAUGAAGAAAUCAACUUAAUGGACAUCAUUGCUGGCGGUCGACUGGGCACUGGUGUGAAGAAGGGAUUCCUCGUUGGCGGAGCUGAACAGACUGGUCCUGGUUCCGAGGAUAGUGUCAGGACGUUCAGUGUUGAGUGGGCGGGAAUGUGAUGCUAUGCUUUUCUGCUCAUAGAUUCUCAACAUAUCUGCUUAUUGCAGCAAUACGCCGCGGCCAUUCCCAAGUCGCACUCGAGGCUAUGCGCUUGUGAAAAUGUUCUAGCGCGAUUGAUUUGUGGGGAUGGACUACUUCGUUAACCAUCUAUUACGCCGGAUGGGCUCGCGCUUGGGCAAGCACAAACAGGAUGAAUGUUCAACAUCAUCAGUACCGGAAGACGACGCAACUCGCAUAAGAGCUAAACAAUGUCGUCGAGAUGCAAGUUACUGCAAAUCCAUGAAAUUAGAUACCCGUGAAUGAC
Molecule: messenger RNA, 1186 nt
Organism: Aspergillus glaucus CBS 516.65
Lineage: Eukaryota; Fungi; Ascomycota; Eurotiomycetes; Eurotiales; Aspergillaceae
Product: tRNA splicing endonuclease subunit SEN34
Exons: 1
Coding region: 132-881 (249 amino acids)
Biological process (GO): tRNA splicing, via endonucleolytic cleavage and ligation; tRNA-type intron splice site recognition and cleavage
Cellular component (GO): tRNA-intron endonuclease complex
Molecular function (GO): tRNA-intron lyase activity; nucleic acid binding
Source: RefSeq, a predicted model, not a curated record